CAGAUUCACCCCCCUCAACCGGGCGCCCACGCACGCGCGCGUGGAUGAGACCGACCGGAUGAAAUCGGUUCACAACAGGGAGGAAAGUUAACGAAACUUAAGAAAACGCUACUGCUGCUAACUUCUGUCGUGAAUCGGUCGUCACGGACUCUCCUGUUGAAAAAGAUUUUGAAUCUCAGAGAGAUUUUCCUGAUUAAAUAAAGAACCAAAGCGUCCCCGGCAGCUCCUGUUUAUUGUGGUACUUUGUUAACAGGACAGCAGCCAUGCGUGCGAAUUUACUGUAUUUGGUGUGCAUGAUCUUCAUGUGUGUUUUGGAUAAGACGCGUGCCUGUCUGAUGAUCAGUGAGGUGAACUGUGAUAAUCCCAAACUGGACACCCAGGAGUUUGUCGAGUUGUACUUUGACGGUACGAAUCCCACUUCUCUAGAUGGGUACACGCUCGUGUUUUACAACGGCAAUGGCGACACGGCCUACCGCAUUAUAGAUCUCAAAGGACAUCAGACUGAUCCGCGAGGAUACUUUUUGAUCGGUUCCUCUGAACUGACUCCUCGGCCAGCCAUCUCUCUCCCACCCAACUCGGUACAGAACGGACCUGACGCGAUUGCGCUCUACGGGCCCAACUGGGCCCCGGUUCUUGACGGGGGAAAGGUUUCAGGAGUGGGUUUGUUGGAUGCAGUAGUAUACACUUCUCGUAGAUCUGCGGAGGGCGCAGACGGGCUGGCGUCGGUUCUGACUCCAGGUUCGCAUCCGUACGUGGAAGAUGAGAAGGCUCUCGAGGGGGACGAAUCGAUUCAGCGCUGUUGGCAGUCCAACAAUCUCUGGACGUUCCACACAGGUCCCCCCACCCCUGGAUGGGUCAAUCAUUGCCCGCUGCCGUCCCCAGGACACAUUUGGAUCAAUGAGGUGGACCUCGGUGGGCCGCAGAAGCGGGGAUUGGUUGAACUUAAUGUUGGCAUGGCAACCGGACUCUUUUCUGUGGUGCUCUUCGAUGUCACCACCGAUCUGAUAAGCACAAGUGUGGAGUUCAACGCAACGCGGGCUGGUAUCUUUACUGUAUCUGUGGAUACUGGCAGUUUGGCAGUGCAACAAAGUGCAGCUUUAGCAGUUUAUAAAGGCCCGGCGUCAAACUUUUCCAAGGGCAGCCCCCUCAGCCACCAGCAGCCAAUCGAUGCCUUCGUUUACGGUGACAAAAAAACCAUGCCCAGCGCCAACCUCACAGAGACGCUCAUACCUGGGAGAAAACCAUUAAUAAUCACAGAAAGCAGUUUUGACACGUCGGGUGUAUCUGUCAGUCGCUGUGGAGUUGCAGAAUGGACGAGGGAUCCGGGUCUAUUUGUAAAAAGACUCCCGAGUCCCGAAAAACCCAACGACUGCGCUUGGUUUCAGACCUGCCCGCGUAAUAUAACCUCAUACACGUCAACGCCAGGAUGGAUUCAGCCUCCUUUUCACAGUGAUACUGAUUUCCUGAUCAGUGAGAUUAACACCGAUUCACCCGGCGCAGAAGAAGAUGAGGAGUUUAUAGAGCUCUGGCAUCCAUCCGGCUUCCGUAUGUUCCUGGACUUCAUCUGGCUGGUGAUGAUCAAUGGACAGACGGGUGAAGUGUAUUAUGAGCUGGAGCUCAAUGAAUACUACACUGAUGAAAAUGGAUACUUCCUGAUCGGCAGCAGUAAGAUCGGCGCAGACAUAACGAUUCCACCGAACGUUAUUCAGAACGGACCAGACGCCAUAGCGAUAUACCGCAGCGAGUCUCCGCCCUCCUUUGAGGGUCCAGGUAUCCCAAAGAAAGGCUUGUUGGACGCGGUGGUUUACCGCUCUCGUGGAUCUGAUAAAAAAACAGCGGAGCUCAUAGAUGCUCUAACGCCGGGACAGCUCCCCCUGCUGGAGGACAGCAACGCUUUAUCAGGCGAUGAGACUCUCUCCCGAUGUGGAUCUGACAGACUUAACCUCAGCGUUUACAGGGUUGGUUCUCCCACGCCAAGAAAACCGAACGACUGUCCUCCCAAACCCACUUUAGCCCCGCCCCCAAAGGGGGUCGUCAUCAAUGAGAUUGGAGAUAAACAAUCAGAGCAGAGUAUGUUUGUGGAGUUGUCCGGUCCACCGUUGACCUCCCUGCAUGGACUUGUUUUGGUAUUUUUGGAUGAAGGAGGUCAAGAAAAAAAAUCUGUCCCGCUAACUGGCAGAAUAGGAGCUGAUGGAUUCUAUCUCAUAAGCAAUGUCUCUGGAGCAGAUCAAAAUUUGACAGCUUCACUGACUGAUCUGAGUGCAGUGGAGUUGUGUUUCCAAGCGUCAGGCUCGGGUGUAUGUGGCAGUGAUUCACCUCGUCUAGAUCGCUUCAACUUUAACACUGACCUGGAGUCACGCGUUGACGUGCUUUUAAAGUUGUAUUCUGUAUCUCGAUGCGAGUCAAACGGACACCCAUUCUGGAUUUAUUCAAAUUCGUCUGCACGCCUGCCAAACCUCUGUCCAAAUCCUUCACUUUCCAUCUCUGUGGAUCUCUGCCUACAUUUAGAAAAAAAUUGUUCCAAAAAGGACAUCGCUGUUUUAUUGGAAAAGUCAUGCAAGUGUGGAAUCUCAAGUUUACAUCUUGAAGAUGUGAACGCAUCCUGUGAGUCAGGUGUUACACAUAUACAAGGGCCUAUUAUUUCAAUUUCAGACCAGCAGAGGGAGCAAAUCAAAGAAACGCUGCAUGUCAAUGGGUCUUUAUGUUACAGUACAAUCAAUCAGCCGGUUCGUGGAGCGGCGUCGUCUGUCGGGCUGCAGGUUGGACUCGUGCUCACAGCGGUUCUGCUGUUUGGUUUGCUUGCAGCCUUGCUUGCCUACAUGUACAAGAGAAGGCGACCUUCAGAUUAUCUGUCAAUGCAGAUGAACGAUCAUCCUGAGACACCACUGGAGCUGUAGUUCAUUUGUGUGAAUGUGUGUGUGUGUGUGGAUGAAUGUUUGUGUGUUUUAUAAAGAUUAUGCAAUAUUGACAUUCAAAGAAUUGUUUUAAAGUUUUUAGGAAACUCGUUAUACAUACUAUAUGUUGAAAGUUUUUUUUUUUUAUUGAGAUCAUGCAUACUUUAAAGGUGCAGUGUGUAAUUUUUUGAAGGAUCUCUUGACAGAAAUGCAAAAUAAUAUACAAAACUAUAUUAUCAGGGGUGUACAAAGACCUUUCAUAAUGAACCGUUAUGUGUUUAUUACCUUAGAACGAGACCUUUUUAUCUACAUACAAAGAGGGUCCCCUUACAUGGAAGUUGCCAUUUUGUGCCGCCAUUUUUCUACAGAAGCCCUUAACGGACAAUUUUUUUACUAAGUUGUCUCCGACGAUGACAUGUUUGUCCAGUGCCAGCUACCGUAGCUUCUCUAUGUGUUUUACAAGCAAGGGGUGAGCAGUGGACUACGCCGUUGGUUGCAAUUCGCAACCUCACCACUCGAUGCCGCUAAAAUUUACACACUGCACCUUUAAUGUGCAUGUUGUCAUGAACGAGCAAUGAUAGCAAGUGUCAUGAGACUUCGUCUGACUUUAGCUUGUGUUAUGCAAAGAUAAGGUCGUUCUUUUAAGUUACAACAUUUUGUAAUACUUCAAACAGCUGAAAACGACGUUGUCUCAGACAAUGAAAUGUUUGUCAUGUGAUAGCCACCAUAGCUUCACAAUGCUUUGCUUUUUAAAAGGGAGGGGUGAGCGGCGGACUAAGCAGUUGGUUGCAAUUCACAGUCUCGCCACUAGAUGCCACUAAAAUCUACAUAGUGCACCUUUAACCUUUACAAAUCAUUCCUUUCAGAUAUAAAUGAAACGAGACAUGCAGAUAUUUUAAGAUUUCAAUUUCACCUGUUAAUACGGCUAAACAUCUUCCAUUCAAAACAUCAGAUUUAAAAUAGCACCAGAAAUUGUAAUCGCUCCAGAUAUCGCUCACACAAUCAUGUUUUUGGGUGUGUGUGUUUACAGAUUUGCUUUUAUGUAUCUAUUGUUUAUGUGUUAUAAAUUGUUCUCAGGUUCAUCAGGUACAAUGUAUGUACAGGGGAAGACAAUUAAAAAAGAUUUGGGUGAAUAACUCCAAAUGUCUCCUGUAUGACACUCACGCUGUAUCCUCCAUUAGUUGUACAUUAGUCAGACCGUUUCACUUGUGGACUGAUAGUCUUUGUUACUAAUUUUUAAAGGUUUGUCACAGUUCAGCCGGCAGUGAAGCAUACUUUUGCGGUCUAGACAAAACAGAAAAUAUACAGGAAACAAAGGGUCAAUGUGAUGGGCGGUAGUGUUAUUUUUAUCAGAGCAGAACUAUACAUUUGACAUGUUUUAUUAUUGAGUAAAAGUUUUAUCAUGUUGAUUUGUUUUUAUUCUUCACUUGUUUCUUAUUGAUUAUUGAUGAUCAGUCUUGUUUGUCAGGUGCAUUUUUGUAAAUUACAUUGAAAAUAAAGAAUUGUUUGUUUA
Molecule: messenger RNA, 4407 nt
Organism: Misgurnus anguillicaudatus (oriental weatherfish)
Lineage: Eukaryota; Metazoa; Chordata; Actinopteri; Cypriniformes; Cobitidae
Source: RefSeq, a predicted model, not a curated record